Suillus paluster is the source of this 1574-nucleotide messenger RNA. RefSeq names its product P-loop containing nucleoside triphosphate hydrolase protein. The record is from RefSeq and is a predicted model, not a curated record. Gene Ontology annotation, biological process: double-strand break repair via synthesis-dependent strand annealing; t-circle formation; resolution of mitotic recombination intermediates. Gene Ontology annotation, cellular component: Rad51C-XRCC3 complex; replication fork. Gene Ontology annotation, molecular function: ATP-dependent DNA damage sensor activity; ATP binding; four-way junction DNA binding. The transcript is spliced from 3 exons. Bases 78 to 1496 code for a protein of 472 amino acids. Lineage: Eukaryota; Fungi; Basidiomycota; Agaricomycetes; Boletales; Suillaceae.
CAUUAUGAUUAAGACCUAACACUAACUCGUACUUAUAUUGAUAUGAUCUGCGCACUUUCAGAGUGACCAGGAGAGCGAUGGAAUACGUUUUAUUAUCCUCGUUAUCCAGCCUGACCACUGGCCAGAAAUCUUCUCUUGAAAAGGGAGGAUACAAAAAUCUAUCAGACCUCUUACUGAGCACCCCGAGUGAUAUAUCACGCGCCGCGCGCAUUUCCCCACAAGUGGUCACUGGAAUUCUCGAAGCUGUAUGUCGAGAAUGUGCAUCGCCCAUCAACAAAAUCACAGACCUACCGCUGGAAGGCGAAGAGAAAAUCACAACCGGAGAUGCUGAUUUAGAUAGUAUGCUGGGUGGUGGAAUCAGAACGGGAAUGCUCUGGGAAGUUGUGGGUGAAAGUGCCGCGGGCAAGACACAGUUCGCCUUCCAACUCUCGCUGCUUGUUCAGCUCCCUCCUAGGUUGGGAGGAGUUCUAGGUUCUGCUUUUUAUCUGACGGUCGCGUCGCAACUGCAAACCACGCGAAUGGAACAAAUCCUCAAUACUCAUCCGCUCUUGUCGCCUUCACUGUGUUCUUUCGCAAAUAUACAACAUACAACCGUUCCCACUAUCGACAAACUCAUAUUUGUUCUUUCUAAAUCUUUACCGCAAUAUAUGUCUGCAAAUGACUCAUCUUCAAAACCUCUCAAACUGAUUGUCAUUGAUGCCAUUGCGGAACUCUUCCAUACUUCCAAGAGAACCACCACACAAUUCCUAGUUGAGCGGUCCCGCAGACUAUCUGAAAUAGGGACGCUCUUGCAUUCGCUCGCUAGCAAGCACCAAAUAGCGGUCCUGGUCCUGAAUGAGGUUAGCGAUACCAUCGACAGGGAUACUGCUCCUUUGGAUCGUGGGCAGGUCGGCUACAAGGAUCAGUUCCGGUGGUUCGGUCGUGCAGACAGUGUCCUGGGGGAGGGCAGAAAAGAAGCUACGCUUGGUCUAGUCUGGUCGAACCAACUUAAUGCGAGAAUAUUCUUAUCACGAACAGGUCGCCGACGGUAUCUUGAAGAGAGCGAGCGCCCGAGAAAAAUCCAGAAGUCGACCUCAGCGACGUCAUCGAUCGAUCCAGUCGGCGAUGAACAGCCCCUGCUUAUCAGGCGGCUAACCGUAGUGUUCAGCUCGGUGUGCGAUCCUGCCUCUUGUGACUAUAUUGUUACUGCAGAAGGCAUCUCUGUCAUUCCUGGCUCUGUUGUUCCGCUUGCUGUUCGAUCAGCGGUAGGCGCAGCUGUACCUGCAACGAUCGCCCAUGUUUCGAUGACACCUCAGGGUGACUUGACUCGGACACAAAACGCUCAAGUAGCGCCACUGGACAUCGGCUGUGUUGUGGACAGCACGGCUGUUAAGAGUAGAUCUUCCACUCCAGACAACGAGCCAGGUGAUGACGAAUGGGACGCUUUCUGGGAGCGAAACGCUUUACCGGAUUGUGCGUUUGAGGAAGCGGUGGAUUUGACCCCUCGUGAUACCUAAAACAACAGACCAUCUGUGCAUAUGCUGUAUCUUCAUUAGCCAGUCUUACAUCCAUACAUGUACAUAAUAUAUUAACAA